This is a messenger RNA of Rubroshorea leprosula, 3082 nucleotides long. Lineage: Eukaryota; Viridiplantae; Streptophyta; Magnoliopsida; Malvales; Dipterocarpaceae. The record is from the annotation of a GenBank genome assembly.
CGCAUGAUUCUUCUCCUUAGGUCAGCUCUUGUCUUCCAUUCAUCGGAUUCAAACAUUCCUAGACGACUUAUCUCCGACGUUUGGAGAUCGGCCGGCGCCUGCAAUCUUCACCGCAAUUCCCUGCAUUGCAGUCGAAGUUUGAGGCCAGUCUUAACAAUAUGAGUAACAAAUGCAAACGAGAGAAGAAAAAAAAGAAAAGAAAGAAAGAGAAAAGAGGAUUUCAAGUGAAGUGAUGAAGGAAAACUCAAUGAGCUGCCAGAAUACUGGCACUUAAAUUUUUUGAACACCAUUUCAUUAUCAGGCAUUUUGCUUGGAGGACUGCAGAAUCCUGGGGAACGCUGCUUUGGUUUUGCGGACUGAGUGAACUCGGUAGCCUGUGUCUACAGCGAACCGAGUCAACUCGGCGGGAAUUGAAAGAUCGGGUCGGACGUUGGGCACAGCCAGAACCGCACGGUCAUGCCGUCUGGGGAGAUGAGGCGCACCACGAGGGUGUUUGGGAUGGUGAAGGGUGCUGAUGGGGCUCGGGUUCUCCGUUCAGGGCGACGUCUGUCAACAGAAUCUGGUGGGGCGAAGGUCAGGAGGCCCAACGAUGGUGACGAGUGUUACCAGUUGGCGAAUAACUCCAACAGAAAUGAUGGAAUCGGAGCUGCAGCCAGGGAUUGCAAGGCCAAUGGGGCAGAGGAUGAAGAUCCGAUUAUAGGAUCUCUGAAAAUGGAGGUGGAGCCCAGGGAGGCUGGCGAAAGGGUAGAUAGGAUGUAUGGGCUUGUGUAUACUCGAAAAAGAAAGAGAACUGGGGUUGACAAUUUUUUGUCUAUUUCACAGGAUAAAAAAUAUGGCUUACAGUUCUCUCGCAGGCAAAGGGGGAAGACCAAGAAGUAUGGCAGUGGAAAAUUGCUGGGUUUUGAUGGGGCAGUGGUUCCUGAUCCACUUCAUUUUGAAGUGCCUCCUGUGUUCUGUUUUCUUGUCAAUAAUGGUGGUUCCUUUGGUUGGAGCUGGUGGUUUUCCUGUUUAUUGAGUUUGGUUUUGGGGUACAUGAAUAGGGCAAAGGUGAGGUUGCAUGAGCUUGCUGCAUUUUUGAUGUCUCAGCCUCUAUCAGGUGUUUACUGUUCAAAUGGUGUCAAAAUCGUUUUGGGUCCUUCUAAUGGCAUUGGAAUUUGCAAGAUUUUUCGAGCUGGGAGGUUUUCUCCUUUGUUUUCCAUUGAUUUUUAUGCAGUUCCACAUUGUUUCAUGCAUAUCCAUUAUAGUAUGCUUCUUACAUUGAAGUGCCUUCGGUAUGAUCCUUUAGAUGACUUGAUUGAUGAGGAUUCAGAUGAUGAAAUAAUGACUUUUACUGAAACACAGCAGAACAUGCCUUCAUUUGGCAACAGCAAAGUUGUUGCACUUGAUAGUGAUAAUCCCAGGAACAAAGCUGUGUUACCUCUUUCUGUUAGAACUUCCAAACUGGUUAGUCGAAGCAACCCAUAUAAAACUGGUUUGAGUUCUCGCGGUAUACAGAAGAGGAGAAGUUCACUGAGAAGGAGAGAUAAAAACCCUUCGCUUGGUGGUGUACAGAAGACUAGUGGAGGUUCACUCUCUGAUUUGACCAGCAGUAGGAGAAAUGGAAUUCCUUUUUCUUCUGUAGUUUCUAAAAGCAGGCUAAGGAGUUCGGUCUCCAGUAGCCCUGGUGCAAACUUACGAGAGUUGAACUCUACCAUGGCAGAUUUAGCUAAGGAUGUUGAUUUAUCCUGCUGCCCUGCGAGUAUAUUGGUGAUUGAAACAGAUAGGUGUUACAGGGAAGAAGGAGCUGUUAUCAAGCUAGAGCUCACAGCUUCAAAAGAGUGGCUUCUUGUGGUCAAGAAGGAUGGUAUGGUUAAGUACACUCACAAGGCACAAAAUGUUAUGAGGCCCUGUGCUAGCAAUCGCUUUACUCAUGCUAUAAUAUGGACUGGGGACGAUAAUUGGAAGCUUGAGUUUUCCUGUCGGCUUGAUUGGCUUGUUUUCAAGGAACUUUACAAGGAAUGCUCAGACCGCAAUGUGCCAACUUCUUCAGUUAAGGUCAUCCCUGUUCCUGGAGUUCAAGAAGUGGUGGGCAUUGAAGAUAUAGAUAGUGUGCCCUUUUGGAGACCAUAUUCAUAUAUCUCUGUGAAAGCAGAUGAGGUAUCUAGAGCAAUGGCAAAGAGGACUGCAAAUUAUGACAUGGAUUCUGAAGAUGAAGGAUGGCUUAAGACGUUCAAUAAUGAGUUUUUCACUGGAAGUGGCCGACUUGAACGCCUUUCGGAGGAUAGUUUUGAGCUAAUGAUUGAUGCUUUCGAGAAAGCAGAUUAUUGCUGUCCGGAUGAUUACUCUAAUGAGAAAGCAGCUGUUAAUCUUUGCCUUGAUCUUGGUAGCAGGGAAGUAGUAGAAGCUGUCUAUAGCUACUGGUUGAACAAAAGGGUGCAGAGACAAUCAGCACUGCUUAGGGUCUUUCAGGAACAUCAAGACAAGAAAGUACCCGUGGUUAUCAAACCAGUACUACGUAAAAGAAGGUCCCUCAAACGGCAGGCAAGCCAUGGAAGAGGCAAACAGCCAAGUCUUUUGCAAGCAAUGGCAGUGGAGCAAGGUGCGGCAGCAGAACAAAAGGCGCUGCGAAGAGUUGAAGCAACCAGAGUUUCAGCUCACAGGUCUGUGCGAUCAGCUUCAGAGAAAAGACAAAGGGCUCAGUUGCUCAUGGAGAAUGCCGAUAUGGCAACCUACAAAGCGAUGGUGGCAUUUAGAAUUGCCGAAGCUGCUCGAGUUGCUGAGCCCUUGGAAUCUGUUGUGGAUGCCAUCCUUUCCCCGAUUGAUGAAUAAGUGAUAUUUAGUUUAUGCUCGUAUGAACACAGUCACAGUCACAGCCACAACCCCCAGGUGAUUUUGGACCAUAUGGGGAACAGACUAUGUUUUUCUACUUUUAAGGAAGGGAAUACCGUACCUUUGUAUAGAUUUGAAUUUGGUGUACAUUCUGUAAUUUUGUAACCUUAGCCUAAUUGUUUUAUUAGGUAUUUGGUUUAUUUCCUUAAGGGGAGAAAGAAUCAAAAAUAAAAGAAAAUUACAGAAAUUUCUAGACAUCUGCCAGGUAAUUAUU